GUGAGUGGGCGAGUCCUUGAUGGAGGGGGUCUCGGCGGUGUCGCGGGGGAAAUGUUGGGACAGUACGGCUCCAAUGGCGAAGUCAGAGGUAUCAGUGUUGACAUAGAAAUGGAGAGUGGGGUCGGCGAUCUUGAGAACAGGGGCCGUGGUGAUGGUUUGCUUGAGGAAGUCGAAAGCGUGUUGGCGGCGAUCGUUCCAAUUGAAGGAUUCGUCCUUGCGAGUGAGUUCGUGGAGAGGGUAAGAGAUCUGGGAAAAGUUGCGAAUGAACGGGCGGUAAUAGUUGGCAAGGCCAAGGAAGGAACGGAGUUGGAGGAGGGGCUUGGGCGGGGGGUACUCGACGAGGGCUGUGACCUUCGAGGGGUCCAUACGGAUGCCUUCAGCGGAGACAAUGUGGCCAAGGUAUUCGACGCUCGAAGCGGCAAACGUACAUUUGCUAAGUUUGGCGUAGAAUUUUUGCUCUCGGAGGAUCAAGAGGACUUGGCGAAUGUGCUGAAGGUGGAACUCAACGGCAGGGCUAAAGAUGAGGAUGUCAUCAAGGUACGCGACGACACAGACUUCGAGGAGGUCACGGAAGAUGUGGUUCAUGGUGGACUGGAAUGUGGCGGGGGCAUUGGCGAGUCCGAAACACAUUACGAGGAACUCAUAGUGCCCGAACUGAGAGCGGAAUGCGGUCUUGUGGGUGUCCUCCUCACGGAUACGGAUCUGGUGGAAGCCAUUGCGGAGGUCGAUCUUGGUGAAAUAUUUGGCUCCACGGAGGCGAUCAAGAAGUUCAAAUAUCCGGGGGAGUGGGUACUUGUUCUUGAUCGUGAUCCAGUUCAAGGCACGGUAGUCUGUGCACAUCGUGAUCCGGUGUCGUUCUUCCUGACGAAUAGACAACUGGUUCCGAAGGGGGAGGAUCUAGGCUUAAUGAAUCCUUUUUCAAGGAGUUCAUUGAGUUGGCGCUUCAUUUCCUCGGCCUCGGGGAUGGAGAGUUGGUACGGAGGGCGGCAAGGAGGAGAAUGGCCAGGCUCGAGAUCAAUGGUGUGGGAUACACCUCGAUCGGGAGGUAAAUCGGCGGGCAAGGACUCGGGGAAGACGUCCUUGAAUUAAGAGAGGAGAGCGGUGAUGUGAGGAUCAGAAGGGGGGUCUUGGUCGGGUUUGUCCGUUGGAAGCAAGUCCUCGGGACGCUCGUGGUCGAUAACAAGACAAUGUAAGCGGAGUCGGGGUGUU
Messenger RNA from Chara braunii, 1209 nucleotides. Lineage: Eukaryota; Viridiplantae; Streptophyta; Charophyceae; Charales; Characeae. The record is from the annotation of a GenBank genome assembly.